Molecule: messenger RNA, 647 nt
Organism: Globicephala melas (long-finned pilot whale)
Lineage: Eukaryota; Metazoa; Chordata; Mammalia; Artiodactyla; Delphinidae
Source: RefSeq, a predicted model, not a curated record
AUGUCUGCUCCAGGAUCCUACCAGGCGGCUGCGGGACCUUCCUCGGUGCCGACCGCGGCCCCGUCUUAUGAAGAGACAGUUUCUGUUAACAGUUAUUACCCCACACUUCCAGCACCCAUGCCUGGGCCGGCCACGGGGCUCAUGAUGGGCCCGGAUGGGAAGGGCAUGAAUCCGCCUGCGUACUACACCCAGCCAGUGCCUGUCCCCAAUGCCAGUGCAAUUGCUGUGCAGACAGUCCGCGUGCAGCAGUCCAUCUCCUUUUUCCACCGCCCGGUCCAGAUGUGUUGUCCUUCCUGCAACAAGAUGAUCGUGACUCAGCUGUCCUGUAAUGCCGGCGCCCUCACCUGGCUCUCCUGCCGGAACCUGUGCCUGUUGGGGUGCAUGGCGGGCUGCUGCUUCAUCCCUUUCUGUGUGGACGCCCUGCAGGAUGUGGACCACUACUGUCCCAACUGCAAAGCUCUCCUGGGCACCUACAAGCGUUUGUAGGACUCAGCCAGACCUGAAGGGAUCGGUGUGCUGCAGGAAGGCCUUUCCGACUCUCACCCAGCCCCGCCCCUGGUGAAGGCUCCAUUUUGGUGGGCUCACCUCUCCAGGGUCUCUACCUUCGUGUCUUCUUUUGGGGGGGGAAAUAUCGCAAAAAUAACACA